AUGAAUGAAAGAGGUUGUAAUUUGGGCCGAAUCGAUAAGAAAUUAACUGAUAUGGUUGAGACUGAAAUUAAAUACUGRAGAAAUGUGUUAAUACGUGUUGUAGCUACAGUUAAAACAUUAUCUUCGCGUGGCCUUCCAUUUCGCGGUUCAUCAGAUAAGUUUGGUUCCCCUCAUAAUGAUAAUUACAUGAUGGCGUUUGACCCAUUUUUGUCAAGCCACAUCGAAAAAUUUGGAAAUGUUGGGAAAGGGUAUACAUCAUAUCUCUCAUUCYAAACGUGUCAAGAAUUUAUAACUAUGAUGGCUCACAAAGUUCAAAACYAAAUUAUUGAUGAAGUAAAAAAUGCGAAAUAUUAUGCUAUUAUUAUUGAUUCUACGCCGGACAUUUCCCAUAAUGAUCAGCUUUCUAUUAUUCUUAGAUAUACAUUAGAUAGUGGAAAACCAGUAGAGCGUUUUAUUGAAUUUAUCCCUAAUACUGGCCACAAAGCACAAGACAUGAUUGAUGCACUUAUAAAAACAUUUGAUAAGCAUGAUAUAGACAUUAACAAUURCAGGGCACAUUCUCUAAAUUUAGUUGGGGAAUGUGCUGCAGUUUGCUGUAAAGAGGGAAAUAAUGUAAGUGUUAAACGACUAUCUGACACUAGAUGGUCUGCUCGCGCGGAAGCUUGUUCCAGCCUAAUUAAAAAUUGGAAUGAAAUUAWAUUGGCUUUAUCAAACAUUCUAAAAAAUGAUAUAGAAAARGAAGUCACAAAGAGCGAAGCUAGAGGACUUCUUAAUCAAAUGGAUAGAAUAGAAACUGCUUUUAUGGUCGUGUUUUGGAACAAAGUCUUGGAACGUUUUAACGCUACAAAUAAAGAACUUCAAACAGUGGAAAUUGAUAUUGAAUCUGUAGUUUGUUUGUAUAAUUCAUUACACCAAUAUGUUAAAGAGAUGAGAAAUAUGAUUGAUAUAUAUGAAAAAUUAGGUAUAGAGAAGUCGGGCUUAACUUAUUUGACUAAUAUACGAAGAAAAAAAAGGAAAUUACAAUAUGACGAAAGUCCUGGAGAAGAAGUACAUUUUGAUAGUCGCGAAUCAUUAAAAGUGAACACUUACUUCGUAAUUUUGGAUAAACUUGAUGCCGAAUUGGAAAAAAGGAAAACCUCUGAAUUGGAUUUGAGUGCAAACGAACUUUGUAAAAUAUAUAAUAAUGAUUUAGGUGAACGUUUUUCUAAUGAAUGUCAACAUUUCCAUAACUAUCUUUUAAGUAUAGAACAAAUUCCACGUAUAGUAUUGGAAAUAAGUAUGUUAUUAAAGGAAAAGAAUAUAAGUGAUCUAUUUCCUUACAUAGACAUAGUUUAA
Molecule: messenger RNA, 1335 nt
Organism: Diuraphis noxia (Russian wheat aphid)
Lineage: Eukaryota; Metazoa; Arthropoda; Insecta; Hemiptera; Aphididae
Product: zinc finger MYM-type protein 1-like
Source: RefSeq, a predicted model, not a curated record